Hymenoscyphus albidus is the source of this 3320-nucleotide messenger RNA. Lineage: Eukaryota; Fungi; Ascomycota; Leotiomycetes; Helotiales; Helotiaceae. The record is from the annotation of a GenBank genome assembly.
CUCCUUUGGUGUUGUGGUGGGCUUGAUUCUAGCAAGGAGUAGGUUGCGUGAAGAAGGAGCAGCCGACUCGGGAAAUGGAAGAUCGACGUCCACCUGCAACCUCGCUUCGAAGCUCAGCACAGGACAAGGCCAGGCCAGGAUCCAUCCCCAUCCUCAUCCCCAGAUCGCAAGUCAUUUUGGAGGCAAAACAACAACCCCAACCCUCCGACUUUCUCUCUCCUACCCACAUAGCAGGAACAAGUUUUCCGAUUUUGCUUCAACCGCAUCUACACAUACACAAACCCACCCGCACUCGCUUCUCUUGCUACACUCCGUACGAUUACGGUUACGACUCCGACUCCCCAGCGCAUCCAAACUCGUGGACACAAAAAUACCCCGCCAACAGCCCGAAACCUCCAGCAUCUGCCUUCGCGAGGCACUGGCGGAUGGAUGUCGCCCCCCAGAUCACAGCCCGAAGCCACAACUCAUCCAGAUGAGCUCCAGAAAGAGCUGCGAUCAGAGGCCGAUGUGAAAGGAAAUGGCUUAUCUGCAGAGGCUCCCCUGUCAUUGACCGGUGGGGAUAACACAACUUACGAAAAUAAUGACACGCCAACCACAAAGCUACCAGAGGGAGUGUUGGAGAAGAACAGUGCGGAAGUAGUCUCGGACCUGAAGUCCAAUACUACAGAAACCUCAGAGGGCAAGUUGGAUGUGCAAAGGGAAAAUUCGGAAGGACCUGUUUCUACACCAGUAAGGGAAGAUUUUCCCGCUGCUGCACACGACCCCAUGGAGUGUUCAACCGCUACUCUUAAACCACCAAUAUCUUCAAAAGAACGGCCAGCUUCCGAAUCUUGGAGUCAUAGCCUUUCCCCGAAGCCCAAACUGUAUCUCGAUCCUACACCUAAAACCCCAGCGCCCUCUCAGCCACCCUCAAGGUCAACUUCCAGUGGUGCAUCAAUACCUCAGUAUUCCCAAAAUCUUGAUGCCCCGGAGAGAUCUCCUACCCGAUCAGAUGCAGGCUUUGACGAGAAAAUAACAGUCAGUGAGGAUGAGCGAGAUCCUUUGUCCAGGUCUGAAAUACAAACAAUAAUGGAGCAAUUUAGUGAGGAAGGUCAAGGGCCGGAUCAUGAAGAGGUCAUGUCUCCACGUUUAGAGGUAGCUGGGCCAUUGCUUGGGAGUCCAAUACAACACCCGCCUAGGAAAUCAAGCCUUGAACCGCUGGCCUCUAGCGCUGCCCAAAGUUUGAAGGACCUCAGAAUUUCAUCCCCAGCUCGCUCCACGGAUCCAUCAUGGGACCCAACAGAUAUUGGUCCUGAAGUACCACCAAAACCAGGAUCUAUUCGCAGUUUAGGAAAGCAGAGAAGCGGUGAUGAUCGACAUCAAAACAAUGAAACUCCCAUUUCUCCGCCUAUACAUCGACCCCCUCCCCCAGAGCCUGAGCCGGAUCUUCCCUUUGACUUUCACCGUUUCCUAGAACAGUUGAGGCAUAGAACUGCUGAUCCAGUAGCUAAGUUCCUCCGAUCUUUCCUACAAGAAUUUGGUAAAAAACAAUGGAUGGUUCAUGAACAAGUCAAAAUAAUAGGCGAUUUCCUUGCUUUCAUCACCAACAAGAUGGCUCAGUGUGAUGUAUGGCGUGAAGUUUCCGAUGCUGAGUUUGACAAUGCUCGAGAAGGCAUGGAGAAAUUGGUAAUGAACAGAUUAUACACCCAGACAUUUUCUCCUGCCAUUCCUCCACCCCAACCAAUUCCAGGCGGAAAGCCGAGGAGGAGAGGCGCGGAACGUCCAAUGGGGCCUGGGAGACGUGGUCAACAUCAAGAAGAUGUUGAGCGGGAUGAUAUUCUUGCUCAAAAGGUAUCCAUUUAUGGGUGGAUAAAGGAGGAGCAUUUAGACAUACAACCUGUUGGGGAUAGCGGCAAGCGAUUUUUGAUUCUUGCCCAGCAAGGUUAGGGAAUUUCCUACCUAAUGCUUGACAUCGCUAAUUCUGUGCAGAGCUCUUGAAAAUCAAGACCUAUAGAGCACCCAGGGAUAAAAUAAUUUGCGUCCUCAAUUGCUGCAAAGUCAUCUUCGGUAAGAUCGGAAUCCUAGGACGUUUUGUAAGAAGGGAAAGCUAACGUACAAGGCCUUCUGAAACAUGCAAAAUCCGAUUCGUCGGCAGAUUCUUUCAUGCCGUUACUCAUUUAUGUGGUUUUACAAGCAAACCCAGAUCAUCUUGUAUCAAAUGUCCAGUACAUUCUAAGGUUUAGGAAUCAAGAAAAGCUGGGUGGGGAAGCAGGAUAUUAUUUAUCCUCUUUGGUGAGUCACAUUUUGAGUCAACUUAAGAGAUUGGCUAAUUUUUUUUAGAUGGGAGCUGUCCAAUUCAUUGAGAAUCUGGAUCGAACAACAUUAACAAUCUCUGAUGAGGACUUUGAAAAGAAUGUUGAAGCAGCUGUUUUUGCGAUUGCCGAAAAACAUCAAGCUGCUGAAGUCCCUGAAGUCCCUGAAGUCCCUGAACCUCCGCCACGGACGCAGGUGCCCGAAAAAUCCGCCCUUAGCCGACCAGAAGUUACACCACGCCAUUCGAUGGAAGGAGAGUCAUCCGCACCCCGAAGAUCAACAUCUUCAAAUGAAUACAGUGGAGACGACGAGAAAGCUGCAAUGACCGGGUUAUUAAGGACCAUACAACGACCUUUGACAUCCAUUGGGCGGAUCUUCUCUGAAGAAGUUGGCUCAUCUCAAAGUGGCCCAGCAGGAACUCCUCAGCCUGGGAGCACACUUCGUAUGAGUCCAGACCCAGGCCAAGUUCAAACUCAACGCCAGCCUCGUGAGAAAAGAGCGCAUGCUCGAAUGACAGCCGAAGAUGCCGCAGCGAGGCAAGCAAGCGCAGAGGCAGCCGAAGCCCACCGAAUUCAGCAAGCAGAGCAUAGCAACGUGGUAGAAACCCUAGCUGGAAUGUUUCCUGAUCUGGACAGGGAUAUCAUCAGUGAUGUAGUGACCCAGAAAGAGGGAAGGUGAGAAUUGAUCAUGUCGAAUUUGUUAUGAUUGUCAGACUGACAUGUUCUAGGGUUGGGCUCGCGGUUGAUGCAUGUUUGGCGCUUAGUUCGUAGACUUUAUUCUGUUGGGAGCGAGGUGGUGUGGUGAUAUAUGAUAAAGAUCAUUGGACGGCUAUGGCUUCAGGUUUAGCAUGGUGAAAUUGAGCGUUAUUGCAUUGGGCGUUUUGAUAUCCCUCGUCUUCAAGGCUCAUAACCUCCUACUCUAGAAUGUUCUGAGGAACGGAAUUCUUUUGGUGGGCGUGAUGAGAUAAUAAUUAUAAUUAUGAUGUACACCCAGUUUUGUCUUUGAAGUGAGCCUCGAUUUCACUGUUA